This is a messenger RNA of Apodemus sylvaticus (European woodmouse), 2713 nucleotides long. RefSeq names its product lysine demethylase 8 (gene Kdm8). Gene Ontology annotation, molecular function: histone H3K36 demethylase activity. The record is from RefSeq and is a predicted model, not a curated record. The transcript has 9 exons. Lineage: Eukaryota; Metazoa; Chordata; Mammalia; Rodentia; Muridae. The coding region runs from base 255 to 1499 and encodes 414 amino acids. Gene Ontology annotation, cellular component: nucleus.
GAUUGCUCGGCGCUCCUCUAGGCACCCGUCGCGAUCAGCUGAGUCAGAAGUGAUCGAUGCUCUCGGUGUAGUCCCUGAUAAAGCCAGUCGAACAAUCUUCGCUCCGACGGAACCAGUCAUCUCCAGCGACGAUAGGCACAAACCUAUCCAAGCGCCAGAGAGCUUUCCACUGUCAUGGUAGAUUGGAGGAGGAUUCUUUCAACUUUCAGCAAAUUAUUCAAUGGCAUCGUCCGAUUCAGGGGCAGGUGUUGAGCAUGUCAGAAGAUACUACAGAGCCCCUGGUGGUGUCCAGCACCCUCUGGAAGGACCUCAGGGCUCUUCUGCCUGACACAGAGGAGGAGCUGAGGCUGGACCUCGGGGAGAAGGUGGACAGGAGUGUAGCUACGCUGCUACAGCAGGCUGUGAGUCUCUUCUAUGUGGGCCACUGGCAGGAGUGCCUGCAGGCCAGCGAGGCCGUCCUGGACUACUCCUGGGAAAAGCUCAACACUGGUCCCUGGCGAGAUGUAGACAAGGAAUGGCGCCGGGUAUAUUCCUUCGGCUGCCUCCUGAAGGCCCUGUGCCUGUGCCAGGCACCACAGAAGGCCACUGCUGUGGCUGAAGCACUGCGGGUGUGUGACAUGGGCCUAUUGAUGGGGGCAGCCAUCCUUGGGGACAUUCUUCUCAAAGCUGUCUCAGUCCUCCAGACACACCAGCUCCCAAGAAAGCAGUCUGCCUGUGGCCCCCACCAGGAUCAACCUGCUACCAAGAAGGCCAGGCCUGCCGUCAGCUCAGCCCCCACCAUGGUGCUGGAGCGGGCAGUGCCCAGGCUUCGCUGCCCGCCUCUGCAGUACUUCAGAAAGCAUUUCCUAGUUCCCGGGAGGCCUGUGAUCUUGGAAGGUGUGGCUGACCACUGGCCGUGCAUGAAGAAGUGGAGUCUCCAGUACAUCCAGGAGACUGCUGGCUGCCGCACUGUCCCCGUGGAAGUGGGUUCAAGGUACACAGAUGAAGACUGGUCCCAGACUCUCAUGACAGUCAAUGAGUUCAUCCAGAAAUACAUCCUGAGCGAGGCAAAGGAUGUCGGGUACCUUGCUCAGCACCAGCUGUUCGACCAGAUCCCAGAGUUGAAGCAGGACAUCAGUAUCCCCGAUUACUGUUGCCUGGGCAAUGGAGAAGAGGAAGAGAUCACUAUCAAUGCCUGGUUUGGUCCCCAAGGAACCAUCUCCCCACUGCAUCAGGACCCCCAGCAGAACUUCCUGGUCCAGGUGUUAGGAAAGAAGUAUAUCCGGCUGUAUUCUCCACAAGAGUCUGAGGCAGUGUACCCUCACGAGACACACAUCCUUCAUAACACCAGCCAGGUUGAUGUGGAAAACCCCGACCUAGAGAAGUUCCCCAAGUUCCCUGAGGCCCCAUUCCUGUCCUGCAUUCUGACCCCAGGAGACACCCUCUUUAUACCUGCUAAGUACUGGCAUUAUGUGCGCUCCCUGGACCUGAGCUUCUCUGUCAGCUUCUGGUGGUCCUAGCCAGGGCCAGAGUGGAAAGGGCCCUCCAGGCAGACACCUUACCCAAAGGCAGUAAACUAAGAUCAGUGUGGGCCCUGGAUGCCGAUAGACUCCAGCAGUCCUGCCCCCCAGCCAGUACAUUAAGAUAUGCGUGACAGAGCUGCUGUGUACCCACGUGUGUGUGGCCCAGCUGCUGUGUGCCCAGGUGUGUGGGGCAGAGCUGCUCUAUGCACCCAGGCUAUCCAGAUUAUGGAUGCUUUGUUUUCUUUUUAACUGCUGGGCUGAGUUUUAACUGCUGGGGUACCCAAGUCCCGUUGGCAAGGUGCUCAGCGGAGACAGAACACAAUCUGUAAUAUGGGUCUGCGGUCCAUGUUUUCUUAGGUGUAAAACAGCAGGGUCUGGGAUGGUUGCUGUUGUUCCCAGUCUUCUGUGUAUCCAGGUGUUACUGCCAGCUUACUGCUAGGAGUUGGAAACAGAGGUCCCUGGGUCCAUGCUUCCCCUCGGGGCAUUUAAGCACCAGGCUGGAAGGCAGCGGAAUUGGUUUGGUUCUGAGUGAAUGUGGAGAAUCUUCCCGGGGAUAUAUAGGUGCAGCCUGUCACAAGGAAGCCCCUGCUCCCAGGCAAUCCUUGGUGAAGAGGUAGUCCCUGCUCGUUCAAACUUUUAUUUGAUGGUGGAGGUGAAUGCAUACACCUUAUUCAGGGUAAACCAAGGAUUAAAAACCUCUGUGGGAAGGAUUGCCCAGGAAGGGAAGCUCAUUGGCUAAACACUUGGAGCCUAACUCAUUAGCAUGGAGAAGGUUGGGUCUUCACAUUACCAGACCCACUGUCAUGGUCCUUUCAGUGGGGUGCAUGGCUACUUGUUUCACAUCAGAUAGUUUGGCAGAGAGCUGGCUCUACUCCAGCCAGAUUUCCCCAGAGCCUGCUCAACCUUACCAGUUCUUCUGUCCAGUGGCACUGUCAACUUGCCCCAUAUGUAACUUAAAUAUUUUUAAUAACACAAUAAAAUAUAUUUUCUUAAUUAAAAAAAGAAACAUUUCUUUAACCAAACUCCCUUGCCGUCUGUGGGUAAGGCAGGCAACAAAAGAAGCAUUGGGAAAGGAAGAGAAGUGUGGAUCCUGGAAAGGAAACACCCCCUUCCCUGGACUCUUGUGGGAAGUACUGAAGGAGGCAGAGCCACAUGUCACACAAAAGAGACUGGCUCAGAAUCAGAGACCAGAGCAGUCAGGACCAUUGAUG